AUGAAACCACACUUGAAGCAAUGGAGACAACGAAUGCUUUGCGGGAUCUUCGCCUGGGGGCUCCUCUUCGUGGUGAUUUUCAUUUACUUCACCGACAGCAACCCAGCUGAGCCUGCGCCCAGCUCCUUCUCCUUCCUGGAGACCAGGAGGCUCCUGCCCAUGCAGGGGAAGCAGAGAGCCAUCAUGGGUGCCAUGCAGGAGCCCUCCUUGCCUGAGAGCGUGGGUGCGAACAAGCGGCUGCUGGGCGGACGCCCGUCUGUCCCCUUCCGCGCUGGUCCAGGCGACCUGCCGCAAUGGACCCAGGUGCAGGCUGGGUUUGAAAAUGACGAAGAGUUCUUUUCAUCCCAGAUCGGGAGAAAAUCGCAAAGGGCUUUCUACCCGGAGGACGACGACUACUUCUUUGCCGCCGGGCAGCCAGGGUUGCACAGCCACACUCUGGGCACGCCGGGGGCCCUCUCCCCCGGGGACCCAGGCCGGCGGGAGGGGGCUGCACCGGCUCGCCUGGCUCAGAGAAGGCGGUCGAGGAAGCGGCAGCGGAAACCCGGCGGGAGCCCGGCGCUGGAGGACGGCGACGACGGGGACAGGCUAUACUCGUCCAUGUCCAGGGCCUUCCUCCACCGGCUCUGGAAGGGAAACGUCUCGUCCAAGAUGCUCAACCCGCGGCUGCAGAAGGCCAUGCAGGACUACCUGAGCGCCAACAAGCACGGCGUGCGCUUCCGCGGGCGGCGGGCGGCCGGGCUGAGCCGCGCGGAGCUGCUGUGUGCGCUGCGGAGCCGGGUGCGGGUGCGCACGCUGGACGGCAAGGAGGCGCCCUUCUCCGCGCUCGGUUGGCAGAAGCUGGUCCCCGCCGUGCCGCUGAGCCAGCUGCACCCGCGCGGCCUGCGGAGCUGCGCCGUGGUCAUGUCUGCCGGCGCCAUCCUCAACUCCUCCCUGGGCGAGGAGAUAGAUUCUCAUGAUGCAGUUUUGAGAUUUAACUCGGCACCUACACGUGGCUAUGAGAAAGAUGUUGGAAAUAAAACCACCGUGCGCAUCAUUAAUUCCCAGAUUCUGACCAACCCCAAUCAUCACUUCAUUGACAGUUCAUUGUAUAAAAACGUCAUUUUGGUGGCCUGGGACCCUGCUCCUUACUCUGCAAAUCUUAACCUGUGGUACAAGAAGCCAGAUUACAACCUGUUCACUCCAUAUGUUCAGCACCGGCAGAGAAACCCAAAUCAGCCAUUUUACAUUCUUCAUCCUAAAUUUAUAUGGCAGCUUUGGGACAUUAUCCAGGAGAACACCAAGGAGAAGAUUCAGCCCAACCCACCAUCUUCUGGCUUCAUUGGAAUCCUCAUCAUGAUGUCCAUGUGCAGCGAAGUGCACGUGUAUGAAUACAUCCCGUCCAUCAGGCAGACGGAGCUGUGCCACUACCACGAGCUGUACUACGACGCGGCCUGCACGCUCGGCGCGUACCACCCGCUGCUCUACGAGAAGCUGCUGGUGCAGCGGCUGAACACGGGCGCCCAGGGGGACCUGCACCGCAAGGGGAAGGUGGUCCUGCCGGGGCUCCGGGCGGUGCGCUGCCCUGCGCCCAGGCGCGUCGGUCCGCACUCUUGA
This is a messenger RNA of Puma concolor (puma), 1593 nucleotides long. Lineage: Eukaryota; Metazoa; Chordata; Mammalia; Carnivora; Felidae. The record is from RefSeq and is a predicted model, not a curated record.